UUCAAGAACCCAGCUGCCCCUCAUCACGACGAAUAACCAUGGCAGCUCCGUCGGAACACCAAGCAGCUGCACUCCUUGCUCAUGUAGCCAGUCAAAUGCAACUCAACGUCGCAUUUCUCGAAUCACAGAAGUACCUGUCUGCUCAAGAUGCUGCUACCAUGAAAGAGAUCAUCAUGCGACUGCCAGUGGCCACUAAUACUGUCGUUAGGGCAGAAACCAAUGUUCAGGUGGUUUCGCCAGCAAACACGGCCGUACGGGCUGUCCCACCUCCCCCAGAAAAGGUUCAGUCACCCGUGUAUGCGCGGGCACUGUGGGCGUACAAUGAAGAUGGCGCUGAACCGAACGAUCUUUCCUUUGCGGCCGGGGAGACGAUUGAAAUUGUUACCGAGACAAACGAGGAUUGGUGGCUAGGGAGAGCGCGCGGGCGAGAAGCCCUCUUCCCAGCCAACUACGUCGAGAAACUUGCGCAUGACUCCCAGACUGGUGCUGCGAGCAAGGCUUAUCAUCCAUUCGGUGCUGCCCUCCACGGAACUGACACGCCGCCCCCUGCUGGGAAUGGGGUGAAUUCGAUAGGUCUACAGCAAUCUACGGGACAGACGGAGAAGAAGAACAGGUUUGGCAAGUAUGGAAACACGAUGGCGCAAUCUGCUGCUGGCGGUGUUGGCUUCGGUGCUGGUGCUGCCAUCGGUGGAGGCUUGGUGAGGGCAAUCUUUUGAGUUAUUAGCGUAGACAAGAGUAUGACGUAAUCAGUGUCACGUGAAUCUCACUGCCUCUGGCUAUGAAAUGGGUGCUGGGCAUUGGAGAUUUAAACU
This is a messenger RNA of Pisolithus orientalis, 812 nucleotides long. RefSeq names its product SH3 domain-containing protein. Bases 39 to 716 code for a protein of 225 amino acids. The record is from RefSeq and is a predicted model, not a curated record. Gene Ontology annotation, cellular component: mating projection tip; medial cortex; Rvs161p-Rvs167p complex. Gene Ontology annotation, molecular function: protein binding; lipid binding. NCBI's taxonomy places the organism in Eukaryota, Fungi, Basidiomycota, Agaricomycetes, Boletales, Pisolithaceae. Gene Ontology annotation, biological process: endocytosis; actin cortical patch localization; plasma membrane tubulation. The transcript is spliced from 4 exons.